Pelobates cultripes (western spadefoot toad) is the source of this 43259-nucleotide messenger RNA. The record is from the annotation of a GenBank genome assembly. Lineage: Eukaryota; Metazoa; Chordata; Amphibia; Anura; Pelobatidae.
AUGGACAAGGCUGAAUUAAUUCAGAAGGCCAAACUGUCAGAACAGGCUGAGCGUUAUGAUGAUAUGGCUGCCGCAAUGAAGGCAUUGACAGAGCAAGGAGGAGAACUAAGUAACGAAGAAAGGAACCUGCUCUCUGUUGCCUACAAAAAUGUGGUUAGUGCCCGCCGCUCUUCCUGGCAUGUGGUUUCUUGUAUUGAACAAAAAACAGAGGUCAAUGAGAAGAAGCAACAGAUGGCAAAAGCAAGGUUUUCUACUUGAAAAUGAAAGGAGAUUAUUAUCGGAACCUUUCAGAAGUCACAUCUGGUGAAAAAAGCCAAAAACUGUAGCUUGCUCUCAACAAUCUUACCAGGAAGCUUUUGAAAUUAGCAAGACCGAGAUGCAGCCAACACACCCCAUUCGACUUGGAUUGGCUCUAAACUUCUCAGUGUUUUAUUAUGAAAUUUUCAAUUUCCCCGAGAAAGCAUGCAGUCUAGCAAAAGCAGCAUUUGAUGAAGCAAUAGCUGAGCUGGACACACUGAAUGAGGAGUCUUACAAAGACAGCACUCUUAUCAUGCAGCUACUAAGGGGCAAUCUUACAUUAUGGACCUCAGAAAACCAGGGUGAAGAGGCUGAUAAUGUAGAGGGAGGCAACGAACUGCCAUGCUUCAGUUUUUCCCUUUUUUUCCCAAUUUUUUUUAUUUGUGUUUUUAUUAUUUAAGUCACUCUGUAUUGUACACACAUGUUUUUGUGCGACAAGUAAAAGAAAAAAAUACAUUGACUUUGACAACCUCCGUGUAGCAGAACAAUGUGGAUUAAGGAAAAAAUGGCUAAUAGUUACUCAAAUAGAGUAAUACAUUCUAAGUAUAUAAUGGCAUUAAAAAUGUAUCUCAGUUUAUUAUGAGGCGAUUUAAGAUUUAAAUUUGUAAUUAUGUCCUUGGGUUGUUGUUGUUUUAUUUUUUGUUGGUUUUUUUGUAGGGUGUUUACUGCACACUGUGAUUACGAGCUUUUGUCACUAACAUUAUAAUAGAAAUAUGUUCUCACAGACAACCUACCUAUUUUAAACAGUGCAGUUCUUCUGAAUCUAUUUCACAGAAUGUUGGCCACCGUACUGUGAAACUUUGGAUCAGUUAUACAUUUCCUAGUUUGUAAAGCUGAAUACAAUCAAGUCUUGUGUUUGAGUAUUGACUCAGUGUAGAGUUUUAAACCUGGUUAAAUGCUCACACAUGCCACUUUAAUUUGUACAAAAUCAGGGGCUUGUACAGAAUAUAUACACUAUACAAUAAUAUCUGUAACUUUUUGCCAGUGUGGUUAUGUUGUCCAUUUAUAGACACAUAUUCUUUGGGGCAUACACCCUUUUGCAAAGCCCCUCUGGUAUUUAUAACAGUUACAAAGAAGUUGUUAAAUAUGAGAAAUCUGAUCUUUUGGGGAUAUGUUUUCACAGUAUUUUAACUGUUUACAUUUCAUUUUUUUUAAUUCAAAUUACACGUUGUUCUGCUUGCCCUUCCUGAUCCUAUUAUUCUGUUGAAACCUAUUUGCACAACCCACUUAGGUUGAACGCUUCCAAUAUAUAAAUUCUCUACCAUGCAAUUUUUAUGUUCCUCCAACGACUCCCUAAUCAUUAUUGGUGAUAUUGCAACAUUAAGUUAUUCAGCAAUGUGUUCUAGAUAGUACUAUGGCAGUACCUAAAAUAACAAUUGGUAAAUUGUAUUUAACAGUGCUGUACUGUAUUCUGUUUGUAAUCACUGUCCCAAUUUAACCACAUCAUUCCACUUUUUACCAUUCCACGUGGCUGUAUCUUUUCUAGGUGUCUGUCCAUCUGUCUGCUUCGUAGAAAAAUUCAUGCACUGAUUUUCAAAUUUCCUAAGUCGAACAAAACCGUGCAGUUAAGACUUGUGCUUGUGGAACUGAGCCUGUGUGUAUAUCUGGUAGCUCUAUUUUGCUUUGUUUUUAACUGACCAGUAUUCUGCCUAAAGUUUGCUUCUGUGUUGGUUUUAUUACCUAGCACACACGUGGUUGUGAAAAUAGUCUAGCAAAAAAAAGCAUGGACAAAGAAAACCUGGUUAUUGAUGUACUCAAAUUUGUGUAUGUAUUUUAAACAGUUCUAGUUUCACCCUACACAGAAUAAUCAGGAACAUGUUAAGAAUUGAAGAGCAAAAUAAAUAAACAAUGUUAUCAGUUAAAAAAAAAAAAAAAAACAAACCUCAGUUGACUCCCAGCCUAUGUGUCGUCUAGUUCUUGGGAAGGAAGGAUUUAUUCAACACUACCGGGAUUAUUAUAUGCUGUAUUUGUUAUACCUGGAUUAUUAUAUGCUGUUCCUGUCUACCAGCGGAGACACUGUGGAUUAUACUACCUCUCCGCUACACAGAUCCUUCGAUGCUUUCCUUUCAGCUGGAGAGCAAUUAUGUGGUGUGUGAUUUGAGCAAGACAAUAUUUUCUUCGUGUCUGUUUUGAUUAGUUGUACAAAUGUCUUGAUCAAGUGGUGGGCGUUCUUAGGUUCCCAAGUGCUUUUUAACUUAAAGCUGAUGCUUCUUUGGGGGACCAUCGUUCCUGAAUGGCCUGUAUGUUCAGUGUUCUCUCCAUUUUAUAGAUUUCUAUUUCCGUUUGAAACUUAUUAGGUUGUGAAGUGGGUACAAAUGUUAAUCCUUUGGUUAGUACUUUUAUGUGAUCACUUGUUUAUAUAUAAAAUAUUUAGUAUUAUUAAUGGAUGAUAUACAUUUUUCCAUCAAAUGACUGAUAGGUCAUACAUGGUUCUAGAAUAUCAUGUUAUAUGAGCAUACAAGAUAUUGCAUCUUCAGAUCUGUUUGCAUUAAAUGGACACUAUAGUCACCAGAACAACUACAGCUUAUUACAUUUGUUCUGGUGAGUAGAAUCAUUACCUUCAGGCAUUUUGCUCUAAACACUGUCUUUUCAGAGAAAAUGCAGUGUUUACAUUACAGCCUAGUGAUAACUUUACUGGCCACUCCUUAGAUGGCGGCUAGAGCUGCUUCCUAUCUCAGUCUUGCCUAGUUUGAAUCAAAACAUUCAGUAUCUCCUCCCUCUGCAUGUAGACACUGAACUUUCCUUAUAGAGAUUCAAUUCAUCUCUAUGAGAAGAUGCUGAUUGGCCAGGGCUGCGUUUGACUUCUGCUGGCUCUGCCCCGAUAUGCCUCCUUCACAGUCUCAGCCAAUCCUAUGGGGAAGCAUUGUGAUUGGUUCAGGACAACACUUCUGAUGAUGUCAGCAGGCAGUUUGCUGUUCUGAGGGAAACAGGGACAAAACCAGCAGCUUCAGGCUUGAAUACAAGUACGAUUUUACUAUAUUUAGGGAGGCAAGAGGGGACAAGGGGGACUAGAGGGUGGUUUUAACAAUAUAGAGUCAGGCAUAUAUGUGUGUGUGUUCCUGACCCUAUAGAGCUCCUUUAAUGCAUCUACAAUAAUCAUCAGAAGCCUUACAAUAUUCCACCAUGCUAUCAGUGACGUCAUUUCCGCCAACCACAAACCGGGUCUUAAUACCUCUGAACCACCAAUGAUUGAUUAUUAAUUAAACAAGUAGGGGUGGUGAACCCAAUUAUCCAACAGGGGCUCCCGACCCCAGGUGCUUCUAGGUCAUACAAGUAAAUUCAGUAAACCUGUAAUUAUGAUUGGUUAAUCACACACCACGUGACUUUAAAGAGGAGGAGCCAAGAAACUGAUUAAACAUUUAAAAAGCAAAAGAUUCCUGAGGCUACAUUACAGCUGACUGAAGAAGCUCACAGACUUUUCUAAAAUUAGAAUAUCUAUAAAGGAGUCAUUAUCAGACUGGAGCAAUUCAAAUGGAGUACAAGAGAAAUGGGAUUAUUUAAACGUUGCACUGCUGAAGGCAACAGAAAAUUGCAUUAGGCUUGUCAGUAAAAGCAAAAAAUUCAAGAAACUACUCAGCAGAUGUGGCCAAAAUAGUAAAAAACUAAAAGUUAGCAUUUAGUAAUUAUAUAAAAAAAUCCUGAAUGAGGAAGACGGAAUGAUCUAUAAGAUUAGACAGAAAGAGGCUAAGCAAGAUAUAAGAGCUUACAAAUCACACACAGAAGAGAAAAUAGUACAGCCAGUAAAAAAAGGGGGAUAAAACAUUUAUUAGGUACAUAAAUGAGAAAGGAAAGUAAAACAAGGAUUAGUUAGUGUCACGAUUCGGGGAACCCAACACGCUGGCACACACACACACAGAAAAGGUGCCGUACCGGACCUUAGAGUGGCCGGGCUAAGCACGCUAAGAAUAGUCAGGAGACAAGCCAAGUAAAGGGAGCCAGAAAACGGGAGAGCGAGAAACAAGCCGAGGUCAAAGGAGUGGAGAAGACAGGAUAAUCGGAAUAACGAGCCGGAUAAUCGGAAUAACGAGCCAAAUAAUCAGUAACCAGAGAGCAAGAUGAGAACACUACGCUACAGGUAUCACAAGACCACAACAGGACACUGAGGGACAGGAAAGGUAAGUAUAAAUACCCUUGGUUUAAUUCUGAUUGGAUAACUUCCAAUCAGAAUUAACAAUCACACGUGGGGGAUAUCUAUACCUCCCACUGUGAUUGUGGUACUGUUUCUUUAACGCCGGGUCACUCACGUGACCCCGGCGUUUACAUAAUUCAUUGACCUCCCAGCGUGCAGCAUUAUACAUGCUGCCGCUGGGGGGCGUGGAGGACACGGGCGGCGAGCGGCAGAGAGGAGACGCCGCUCGCUGACAGGUAAGAAGAGGGGAGACCGCGGGCGGCGAUGGACUGAGGGUGAGUGCUGCAAGUGGCGUGCAGCCUCCCCUCCUAGCCCUCCUAGCGGAUCCCUGACAUAACCCCCCCUCGAGGCCCGCCCAACGGGUGGGAAGACGAAGGCUUCGAAGAGAACCGCGCAUGAAAGGAGCGAAUCAAAGAGGGCGCAUUUAAGUCAGAGGCAGAAACCCAGGACCGCUCCUCAGGGCCGUAACCCUUCCAAUCAACCAGAUACUGCAACCGACCCUGAGAAAAACGAGAAUCAAGCAGAGCAGUCACUUCGUACACGUCAUUAGAGACAGCGCUGAGGGAAUCUGGACGCCUGAGAGGACCAGAGAAUCGAUUACAGAGCAGGGGCUUCAAAAGGGAGGUGUGGAAAGUGUUAGGUAUACGCAUGGAAGGAGGCAAGGCCAGGGAGUAGGACACAGGAUUGACCCUACGCAAUACCUUAUAGGGGCCAAGGAACCUGGGCGCGAAUUUCAUUGAGGGGACCCUGAGGCGGAGAUUCUUAGAGGACAACCAAACCCUAUCACCCGGGACAUAAGAGGGAGCAGCACCCCUACGACGAUCAGCAAAUCUCUUCUGAGUAGCAGUCGCACGAGAAAGAGUAGCAUGGACCUGAUCCCACAUCUUCCGUAAGGAGGUGAGGUGCUCGUCCAAAGCGGGUAUUCCCUUGUCGGAGAACACGCCGGGAAGGACAGAGGGUUGGAACCCAUAAGCAACCAUAAAAGGACUUAAGCCAGUGGACGAAUGAGUCACAGUGUUCCUGGUGAAUUCAGCCCAAGGAAGGAGGUGAGACCAGUUGUCCUGGUGUGCAUUCGUGAAGCAACGUAAAUAUAACUCCACAGAUUGAUUCGCCCGUUCGGCCGCUCCAUUAGAUUGUGGAUGAUAGGAGGAAGUAAACGACAAGGAAAUCCCCAUCUCAGCACAAAAGCCCCUCCAAAACCGAGAGACAAAUUGAGGACCCCUGUCAGAUACAAUAUCCUGUGGUAUACCAUGCAAGCAGAAAACCUCUUUGGCAAAUACCUGAGCCAACUGAACCGCAGAAGGUAGUUUCUUAAGUGGAAUAAAGUGUGCCAUUUUAGAGAAUCUAUCAGUCACAGUCAAAAUUACUGUCAUUCCAUCGGAUGAAGGAAGAUCCACAAUAAAGUCCAUGGAUAAGUGGGUCCAUGGUUUCUUGGGUACGGAUAAAGGCAAUAGGAGUCCUGGGGGUUUGACAUUAGGGGAUUUACACUGUGCACAAACACGACAAGCCUGCACAUAAUCCACCACGUCUUGCUUAAGUGAAGGCCACCAAAACUGUUGAAGGAGACCCUUGUAUGUUUUGGUAACCCCUGGGUGGCCAGCCGUUUUGGCGGUGUGAAAUAAAGCUAUUAAUUUCUUUCUAUCUUUCUCUUUCACGUAUAAUCUACCAACAGGUGUCUCAGAGGGUGCUUGGGUUUGGUAUGCCUUGAUACCAUCAAGGAAAAGAGACGAAAUAACUAAACGGGUAGCAGCUAUUAUCUUAGACGUGGGUACAAUGGGUUCAGGAGUGGGGGCGAUAGACUCCAAAGUUUCGUAUUGUCGGGAGAUAGCAUCAGCCUUGACAUUACGGUACCCAGGCCUAUAUGUGAUAAUGAACUGAAAGCGUGAAAGAAAUAAGGACCAUCUGGCUUGACGAGAGGACAACCUUUUAGCAUCAGCUAUAUAGGAGAGAUUCUUAUGAUCAGUUAUAACCAGGAUUUUGUGUCUAGCUCCUUCUAAUAAGUACCUCCAUUCUUUAAAUGCCAUCACAAUAGCUAACAGUUCCCUAUUCCCGACGUCGUAAUUCUUUUCCGAAUCAGACAGUUUUUUAGAAAAGUAACAACAGGGAUGGAGGGGUUCGUUAUAGGAUAAUCUUUGUGAUAAUACAGCUCCUAUACCUGAUUCUGAAGCGUCUACUUCCAUUAUAAAGGGAAGGGAAGGAUCAGGAUGGUGUAGCACAGGGGCAGUGGCAAAUGCCUUUUUGAGAAUUUUGAAGGCUUUGAUGGCUUCAGGAUUCCAAACCCUGGGGUGCAAACCCUUUUUAGUUAGUUUCGUGAUAGGAGAAAUGACCGAUGAAAAGUUUUUAAUAAACCUGCGAUAAUAAUUGGCAAAGCCUAUAAAUCGCUGUAUUGCCUUAAGGCCUUGAGGGAGAGGCCAAGACAAUAUGGCUUCUAAUUUAGAAGGAUCCAUACUGAACCCCUGUUCAGAAAUGACGUACCCUAGGAAUUGUACUGAUUUCUGGUCAAAUAAACAUUUCUCCAAUUUACAAUAAAGACUGUUCUGUAGCAAUCUCUUAAGUACCUUCCUCACAUGGGCAUGAUGUGACUCCAAAUCAGGAGAGAAUAUGAGUAUAUCAUAGAGAUAAACCACAGCACAGACAUGCAGUAGAUCUCUAAGGACAUCAUUUAUGAGGUCCUGAAAGACCGCAGGAGCAUUACACAGUCCAAAAGGCAUGACUAGAUACUUGUAAUGCCCACUGCGUGUAUUGAAUGCUGUCUUCCAUUCAUCAUUUUCUUUUAGCCGAACCAAGUUGUAAGCCCCCCUGAGGUCUAGUUUAGUAAAAUAUCUAGAACCUUUAACACGGUCAAACAACUCAGUAAUGAGAGGGAUAGGAUAAGCAUUUUUAAUUGUUAUAUUAUUCAGGCCCCUAUAGUCUAUACAUGGCCUCAAAUCGCCCUCCUUCUUGGCAACAAAAAAGAAACCAGCACCAGCCGGAGAGGAGGACCUUCUGAUAAAACCUUUACGUAAGGAUUCCUGUAUGUACUCCUCCAUGACCUGGUUUUCUUUCUCAGAAAGCGGGUAGACCUUACCCCUAGGAGGCAUCGUUCCAGGUAACAAAUUUAUGGCACAAUCAUAAUCCCGGUGUGGGGGUAGUUUAUCAGCUUCCCUCUUUUCAAAGACCAAUGCGAGGUCUGCAUACACAGGAGGGACAGAAACAGAAAGUGGUUUAGCCGUAGGCACAUUAAGUAAACAAACGGGAUGUAAACGGGCCAUACAGUCUUGUUGACAAGAUACCCCCCAGGAGAGUAUAUCUAGAGAAUCCAAAUCGAGUACCGGGUUAUGCUUAACUAACCAAGGAAAACCCAGAAUGAUGGAAGCUGUAGGGGAGUCAAUUAUUUGGAAGGCUAUCCUUUCUUUGUGUAAGGCAUAAAGACUGUUCUGUAGCAAUCUCUUAAGUACCUUCCUCACAUGGGCAUGAUGUGACUCCAAAUCAGGAGAGAAUAUGAGUAUAUCAUAGAGAUAAACCACAGCACAGACAUGCAGUAGAUCUCUAAGGACAUCAUUUAUGAGGUCCUGAAAGACCGCAGGAGCAUUACACAGUCCAAAAGGCAUGACUAGAUACUUGUAAUGUCCACUGCGUGUAUUAUUCAAGAUAACCACGACCAUAACCAUUUCUUGGGUUUCAUGGGUCACCAGAGGUUUAUCAAGUGGUCUACCAUCUAUGGCCUCAAUGGCCAAGGGUGUGGCCUUUUGGAUCAGAUUCAAGGCUGCGGUUUUAGCAAAGUUCUCAUCCAUAAAGCUGUCUGCAGCACCUGAAUCGAUCAAGGCUUUAGUUGUUAUUGUGGUUUUAUUGACCAAAAGAGAAACCAUUAUAAAUGGUCUGGAGAUGGAUAUAUGAGGGGAAAAACCAUAACACCCGAGGCCGACCCCUCUCUAGGCCUUAGGUGAUGGAGUUUCCCUGCAAACUAGGACAGUUUCUUCGGAGAUGCCCCCUCUUACCACAAUAAAGGCACAAACCCUCCCUUCUGCGGUACGUUCUUUCAGCUUCAGAUAAGCCUACAGCACCUAAUUGCAUGGGUUCGGGAGGUGGUUGAUAAGAAGGAGAUAAUGCUAGCAAUGCAGUACUGGGUAAAGCAGGUAACCCCUGUGUAUUCAUCCUUCUUUGACUAUGCCUCUCUCUAAUACGGUUGUCAAUUAGAAUGACAUAAUCUAUAAGAUCAUCCAGAAGAACAGGCAUUUCCCUUGAUGCUAUUUCAUCUAAUAUGUAAGCGGCCAAACCCUCCUGAAAAGCUGUUACGAGAGCGUCGUUAUUCCAGACCACUUCAGCUGCCAGAGUGCGGAAUUCAAUGGUAUAAUCCGCUAUAGAUCUAUUACCCUGUCGAACCCUAAGCAGAGCUUUGCCAGCAGAAGCAACCCGGCGAGGUUGGUCAAACGUACGUUUAACAGCUGUUAAGAAGUCUGAAAAGGACAUUGGGGACGUAUUCUCCCACAUGGGAUUAGCCCAUGCUAGAGCUUUCCCGGACAAAUGGUUAAUCAAAAAAGCAAUUUUGGUUCUGUCAGUGGGGUAGGAACGAGGAUUCAUCACCAAAUGAAUAUCAAUUUGGUUGAGGAAACCACGGCACAAUGCUGGAUCACCGCUAUAGCGCUGAGGUGGCGUCAUGUGAACCACGUGAGCAGGAGCAGGUAGUGGAUCAGGAAUGGGUUCUGGCACAGCAGCAACAGCUUCUUGGACGGCAGGUUGCAAGUGGGCAGUACGAGCCAGUAUGGUUUGUAAAGCCUGGGCAAACUGAUCCAUACGGUGGUCUAAACCGUCCAUUCUAGCCUCCUGAUUUACUAACAGCUGUGGAAUGUCAGCAGGUUCCAUGGUGGCCCUGUUGUAAUGUCACGAUUCGGGGAACCCAACACGCUGGCACACACACACACACACACAGAAAAGGUGCCGUACCGGACCUUAGAGUGGCCGGGCUAAGCACGCUAAGAAUAGUCAGGAGACAAGCCAAGUAAAGGGAGCCAGAAAACGGGAGAACGAGAAACAAGCCGAGGUCAAAGGAGUGGAGAAGACAGGAUAAUCGGAAUAAUGAGCCAAAUAAUCAGUAACCAGAGAGCAAGACGAGAACACUACUCCUCUUUUACUCUGUUGAUUCCCUUUAUGUAUUUAAAUGUUUCUAUCAUAUCCCCCCUGUCUCUUCUUUCCUCCAAAAUAUACAUGUUAAGAUCCUUUAACGUUUCCUGGUAAGUUUCAUCCUGCAAUUCAUGAACAAGUUUAGUAGCCCUUCUCUGAACUCUCUCUAAAGUAUCAAUAUCCUUCUGGAGAUACAGCCUCCAGUACUAAAUCAUUUGCCAUUUGGCUUAACCCUCCUGGAACAUCAACCCUGUUGCAAAUUUUAGUAUCGUCAGCAAAAAGACAUACCUUACCAUCAAGACCUUCUGCAAUAUCACUAAUAAAAUAUUAAAAAGAAUGGGUCCAAGUACAGAUCCCUGAGGUACCCCAAUGGUAACUAAACCUUGUUUUGAAUAUACUCCGUUGACUACAACUCCCUGUUGCCUGUCACUCAGCCACUGCCUAACCCAUUCAACAAUAUUGGAAUCCAAACUUAAAGAUUGCAGUUUAUUGAUGAGCCUUCUAUGUGGAACAGUGUCAAAAGUCUUACUGAAAUCUAGGUAAGCAAUGUCUACUGCACCACCCUGAUCUAUUAUUUUAGUUACCCAAUCAAAAAAAUCAAUAAGAUUAGUUUGACAAGAUCUCCCUGAUGUAAACCCAUGUUGUCUCUGAUCUUGAAAUCCAUGUGAUUUUAGAUGUUCAGCAAUCCUAUCCUUUAACAUGGUUUCAAUCACUUUCCCCACUACUGAAGUAAGGCUUACUGGCCUAUAGUUGCCCGACUCCUCCCUACUACCUUCCUUGUGAAUGGGCACAACAUUCGCUAACUUACAAUCUUCUGGGACUACUCCUGUUAACAAUGAUUGGUUAAAUAAAUCUGUUAAUGGUUUGAUAGUACACCACUAAGUUAUUUUAAUAACUCUGGGUGUAUCGCAUCAGGCCCCAUUUAUUUGUCUUUACUUUUGACAGUUGAAAUAGAACCUCUUCCUCUGUAAACUCACAUGUAACAAAUGGCUCAUUUGUACUUUUUCUUAAAGUAAUAUCCGAUACCAAAUCUCCAUUUGUAAAACACUAAAUCUAGAAUGGCCUCCUUACGGGUUGGUUCCUCAACAACUUGUUUUAGAGACAAUCCCAGCAGGGAGUUUAGAAUAUGUGUGCUCCUGGCACAAGUAGCUAAUUUUGUUUUCCAAUUUUCAUCAGGAAGAUUAAAGUCACCCAUGAUGAUAACUUCCCCCUUCAUUGUCAUUUUAGCUAUUUCCUCAGCUAGUAGAUUAUCUAACUCUUCUAUUUGUCCUGGGGGCCUGUAAAUCACACCUACACGAGUUACUAUGUGAUUACCAAAUUCUAUCAUAACCCAAAAACGGACUCUAUGUUCGCCUCACUAACUUUUAUUAUGCUAGAUUUUAUGAUAUCCUUCACAUACAGGGCAACCCCUCCCCCUUUCUUGCCUUCCCUAUUAUUCCUAUAUAAAGAGUACCCUGGUAUUGCUAUGUCCCAGUCAUUUUUCUCAUUAUACCAUGUUGUAAGAAAUUGAUAUUCCAAACUGCAAUAUUGUAUAAAACUUCCUGCGUAUGUGACUGGUUUCAUGAGUUGGGGUCAUUUACUUGAUAACAGUGUGAUAAGGAUCACAACAUUCUAUUGCAUUUUACACCACUCAGCUAAGACAAAGCUUACAUCCCUCCAGCAGUUCUCCUGUCAACCAGUUUUAACAUCUACGUGUAACCAUGGAAGUGUGUGUUUUCCCAAGCAAUCCUGUCCAAUCUACCAAGAAACCUAAUCAACUGUUCACUUCUUUCACAAUGUUACAGUAUGGCUGGAGGGAAGAGAUCAGAGGGAAAGACUUGUGUAAAGUCAGAACUCUCUGAAAAAGAGGGCGGGAUAAACCACUUUUGGGAAGGAAAAGGGAUUCUGGGACUUGUAGUUUAUUACUCCAAGAAUCAGUCUUUAAAAGGGCAACAUCCAAGGAAGUCUGGCUCUCACUUUGUCUCUUUUGGAGAGGACAGCGCAGCAAGCACAGGUGGCUGUCCCCGAUUACUACCAAGAUGAAGGCACAAGGGGAAGACCUCAAUUGAAAUGUUUAAAUAUUGCCCUUUUAUUAUGUACUGGAUAUAAUGGGUAAUGCGUAUAUCCUUUUAAAAUCUAACAGUAUCCUUACGUUAAUAAUAUUUACAAAACAUUUUAUUAUACACUUGUGUUUGUGUCUUAUUUGUCACACAUUCCCUAAAAGAAUAUCCUUGUAAGAGGGUCAUAAUUUCUUACAAAGUGGCGAGCCAAGGUAGGAGGGAUUUAGUGUGAUUUAUAAGCAUAUUCAUAAUUGUAUAGAUUGUAUAUUUACUUUUGGAUACUGUUCAGAUAUUGUGUAUAGACAUUUCAGUGAAUUGUGUGUUGUCAAUGAUGGAGAGUUUAUUGAAAAAGAUUGCUAAGGUGUCUAAUCCAAAAGCAAUAAUUAAAUGUAUGAAGGGUGCAUUCGAUUCGUGGCUUAAUGCUCAGGAUUAUGUGGCCAGGGCAAUUAUUGAAAAGAAAUUGCCCAAAUCUAGUGGUAAAAUUGCUUUGAUUUAUGCUGCCCGUUGGAUUGCGGAAAAAGUAUAAAUCUUUAAAUAGGCAAAAAGAGAAAUUAGAGGCAGAUGUUUUGAGUCUAAAAAAUGAUGUGGAUGCGUUUAAACUGUCUGCGCAAAAUGCUGCUGCUUUGUGUGUAGGUAGUCAGCAAAUGCGUCUAGAAAAUGAGGAAUUGCACAGUUGUAAUAAGCAGCUUGUAGAAAGGCUGAAGGAUGCAGAGGGUGCUAUUAGGAUCCUUGCAUCCAGCAGCCAGAAAGAGGCUGAUCAUGCAGAUAGCAUGUAUCAAAUGAAUUAAUUGAAAUCACAAUUACAAGAUAGAAAUGCUGUUGUAGCUGCAUGCAAUGCUGCAGAACCCGAUACAAAUGUUGUACAUAACAGAGUGUGGUGUUUUUGCAGAUGUUUAUGGUAAUUGUGAGUGCAGUAUUCCUGCUAAAAUGGCACCAGUCUCUACAGAGCAUGUGGUGGAUGCCCUGGGACAUGUACUACAUGAAACUACUGUGACCCAUUCCUUAAAAUGUACAGAGGUUAUUGCACUGAGCAAAGAACUGGGAUGUAUAUGCUUGGAUGAUGAUCCAAUAGCUGUAAUGUUAAAAAUUGAUCAAUUUGAAAUAAUCCACAGAAACUUAAAUGAAUUGGAUAUUUUUGAUGUUAUAAUUGCUAGUACAGACCAUUCACUAAGAGCAAGUCUGCCACAUGAGAUAUUUAUAGAACCUAGAACCAAGCAACAGCUUAUCAAAGAGUUAUUAAACGCACUUGGUCUACAGGAAAUAAAUCAUCAUUUUGCUUUUGGUAAUUGUGCUCAGAAGAGAGGGGAGUCUGUUCAAGGGUUUGUAAAUAGGUUAUUUGUUUUAUUCAAAUUGACUGUUCCACCUGGUGCACAUGCUGAUCAGAAUGAAUAUGCAUAUAAGAAAAUCAUUAAUUAAUAGGACACUGCCAGAUAUUCGAGAGUUAAUUGGUUUAACUGUGUCCCCACAGGACACCUUUGUAAAUAUACGGAAUUGCUUAAAGAGGGCUGAAGCAAUUUUACUAAAUCAAGAAAAAGUAAAUAAAAGACAAGUGUCAUUGAUACAAAGUCCCCAACCUCACAGAUAUAUCAAUCAGAGAAAGUCCCCACAUAUAAAAAAACGUAAAAUGUUUUAGGUGUGGUAGGACAUAUUGAAAAAUUCUGUAAAUCAGAUGUGCAUAUUCAUCAUGAAAGGCCCAUGUGUAAUAAAUGGACUUUAUUCUUUAAAUCUUUCUCUAACAUGUGAACGAAAUGAGCUCCUUGAAAAACUGGAUUGUCUCAAGGCACAAUUAAGUAGAUUAGAGGAGAUGGUUAACACAACAAAUUUGAUAAAAGAUACAGUUUUUCUUGAGUGACCUAUUCUAGUUGUGUGUUAUUAACUUUCUCUUGAAGUUUUUUUUUUUUUUUUUUAGAAAACUACAGAGAUGAUGCCAAUUGAGAAGGAAGACAAAUAUAGACCUGUGAGAAGACCAACCAUUUAACAUGUUUAUUUAUUUCAGGAAAAAUACAGUUCCAGUUUAUAGAGGACCUUAAUAUGUAGUUUUAUAUUAUUUUUUCAUAUUAAGGAUAAGCCUCUAAACUCAUUCAUUACAGUCAGGUGGUCCAAAUUCCAAAUUAUUUUUGUUUUUAUUAGUUUAGCACACCUGCACUUCCAGCUAUGUUUUAUUUUUGUAUUUUGUAAUACUGGAUUACUAAUUUUAUAUAUUUCUAGAUUAGAUGAAUUGUUACCAAGGUGAGGCUUAUACGUUGAUCACACUGGAGAGAUGUGAUAGUGUACCUGUAUGUUGGUUUACAACAGUAAAUAUUUUAGUUUUUGUCUUUUUUUUAAUUUGGUUACCAACACAAAUAGCCUCAAGCCGAUUUUUUUAUUUUAAUCUUUGAAAGGCAACAGACCAUUGUCAGUUUUCUUUAGAUUGCAUGCUGCUAAAUUUUGUAUACAGUUCAAUGCCCAGAGGUGAUGGUAGCACUCAAUCUACUUUUUUUCUCUCUCCAUCUUCUUUGAUUUUGUUGUUUUCUUAUGCUUUUUAUUGUAUUUCACACUCAAAAGGGAAUAUAGGGAAAACAGAUAAUUGCAUAUAUUUUACAUUUCCUUGGGUCAAGGUUGGGUGAACAAUAGAAUGAUAAUGGUUAUUCUUUGUUUGUUUUUGUUUUUAAUUUAUUCUCUCAAGGUGGGGUAUAGCGUAUAGACAAAUUAGACAAUUUUGUAUAUUUUAUAUGGUUUUCAGCCAAGGUGGGGUGAGUGACAAUAUAUAAUUUUACAUUUUCUAUUUGGUUUUCUACAAGGGGUUAAAUAUUUAUGGUUGUAGUAAGGUUAUAGUAAAAUAUUGAUACUGUUAUGAGGAUGUAUCCCUUAGUACACAUUAAUACUGGUUGCAUUUUGCUCACAUUUGUGUUUACAAUGUUUUAGAUGACCACUUGUGAAUCCAGACGGUAAUACUGAGACAAGGAUGAUAAUCAAACCACUAGUGAUUUGCAUAAUGUAACACUGUGCACUUUCUGUGCUAAGAAUCUUUUAAUUUCCGGAAGCCAAGGGCCUAUCGAAAACUUAUUAAACAUCCUCAAGGGCUCAAACACAAACCCACUCCAGCUAUACAAACGUGCACAAACACCUUCACUCAGAUCCCCACUCCAAACAAUAAACUGUGUUUUUUCCUUGUGUGGUCUCUUUAAUACACUAUGUAAGUGAACAGAAAAUUAACUGUUGUUGGUGUGAAAAAACACCAGGUGUCAUGGUGGGCAGAGGUCAGAGGCCUAAUAGCCCAAAGUAAGCACGGCCAAGGUUAAAGGAACAGUGUGGUGGAAGCAGUGCUGGUGGCACAGGUAACUGAGCGUGAUAGGAGUGACAUCUAAUGGUUGCAGUGAUGCUGCGAAUAUGAGGGUAAUGAAAGGUUACGGAUAUGGCUGAAGGAUUUCAAAUUAAUGGUGAAAAAUGAUAACUGCGAGUGCCUCAAUGAUUUGGCUAAAUUAUGCCUUGCAGUACCCUAAAUUAUAAAUAUAUGUGGUUGUCAAGUCAUUUGUGUCUCAGUAAAACACAUAAUCAUUUAAAACACACAUAAUACAAAUACUGUAUUUAUUUGAGAGUGCUUGUUUUCUUUUUGAGUCAUUUGCCCUCUAGGUGGGGACUGUAAGAAAUUGAUAUGCCAAACUGCAAUAUUGUAUAAAACUUUCUGUGUAUGUGACUGGUUUCACGAGUUGGGGUCAUUUACUUGAUAACAGUGUAAUAAGGAUCAAAGCAUUCAAUUGCAUUUUACACCACCCAGCUAAAACAAAAGCUUACAUCCCUCCAGCAGUUCUCCUGCCAACCAGUUUUAACAUGUAGGUGUAACCAUGGAAGUGUGUUUUCCCAAGCAAUCCUGUCCAAUGUACCAAGAAACCUAAUCAACUGGUCAUUUCUUUCACAAUGUUACAGUAUGGCUGGAGGGAAGAGAUCAAAGGGAAAGACUUGUGUAAAGACAGAACUCUCUGGAGAAAGAGGGUGGGAUAAACCACUUUUGGGAAGGAAAAGGGAUUCUGGGACUUGUAGUUUAUUACUCCAAGAAUCAGUCUUCUUGGAGAAUCAUCCAAGGAAGGCUCUCACUCUCUUUGUCUCUUUUGGAGAGGACAGCGCAGCAAGCACAGGUGGCUGUCCCCGAUUACUACCAAGAUGAAGGCACAAGGGGAAGACCUCAAUUGAAAUGUUUAAGUAUUGCCCUCUUAUUAUGUAUCUUUUGAUUAUGUACUGGAUUUAAUGUGUAAUGUCUAUAUCCUUUUAAAAUCUAACAGUAUCAUUAAAUGAAUAUUUACAAUACAUUUUAUUAUACACUUGUGUUUGUGUCUUAUUUGUCACACAUUCCCUAAAAGAAUAAGCUUAUCAUUUUUAACACACUUUUUACAGUUACUUUCUGUUUUUGUUUUGGGGGGGCAAUUGGAUUGAUGUUUUAUCACCCUUUUGCCCCUCCCCCCCCCUUCCUAGUUUAUAUACUUCCUAGCAAAACCACUGAACUGCUCGCUGAGAACAUUUGUUCCCUUUUGAGAAAGAUGCAAACCAUCUUUUUUUGUACAGUUAAUUUCUAUUCCAAAUAAAGCUACCAUGAGAAACAAAGCCAAAUCCUUGCUCCCGACACCAUUCACCAAGCCACAAGUUAAAGUCAAAAGUUAAAGCCUGUCGUUCUGAGUGUUAUGUACAGGCAGAACUUCAGAGAAUGACCAUGUGGAAGCAACCUGCCAUGUAUCAUUGGCAAGAACACAAAAUCCUUCUUUUACCUCAGAAACCUGUCUUAUGUAAUGACACAGACUGUGCAUUAUGCCUUUUGUCCAUAUCUCUAAGCCUGCUGCAAUGUAGAGAACUGUCUACAGAUUAGACAACAACCAAACCUCCAAAAAGUGGAACGUGAAACAAAUGCACAACAACUAUUACACUGAACUAAGUCUGCCAUUUUAAUGAGAUGAGGUGUUUAAAUCAAACAAAUCUUAUCUUAUUACCUUUUUUUUUCUUCAAACUUCUGUGCACCUCAGACUACCUCCAAUUUAUCUCCAGAAUAUCUAUAAAUACACUUUGUAGCAGCACUUAGAAGCAGCUGCCAAGCUCUAUUAGCCAAGCUAAUAUCUACAACACUCAUAUACACUCCUAAAGGCACCACCCACUAGGAAUGUUUAACACCUGGGUAGGCCUAUGCUAAUGUGCAAACUAUAGCUAAUGAAUUAGCAAUCAACAACAAGGAUUUAACUAAUCAAAUCAAAUAGUAACUUUUUCCUACAGAUGAAUCUUACCUGUAAUAGUAAAAAAGAAAACUCUUAGCAAAAUCUUAGACAGUUGAAGCUUCUGUAAAACUCUCCAGAAUAUCUGCAAAAUACACUUCGUAGCAGCACUUAGAAGCAGCUGCCAAGUAUUCCACUAUAAGGUCUCAAUAACGAGGUAUUAGAUAAAAACGAGUUUGCAUUCCUGCAGAUAAAAUAUCCUAAAAUACCAGUCUUGUAUGUCUUGCCUAAAAUACAUAAAAGUUUGGAGAACCCACCGGGUAGACCGAUUGUCUCCGGGAUAGACUCCAUUUUAUCUGUUUUAUCACAAUUAAUUGAUUACUUUCUUCAACCUUUGGUUAGAACCUUUGGUUAGUGUCCCUCAUAUUUGCCAGACUCUAUGAGCCUUUUAAAAAUUUUAGAAGAACAAAAAUGGGAAGAAGACCUUUUAUUGAUUAUGUGUGAUGUUACAAGUUUAUAUACAAUAAUCGAACAUACAAAAGGAAUAGAGGCAGUCACUUUUUUUUUUUUAAAUCAGAAUUUUUAAAUAUUCAAAUCGAUUUUAUCAUUAAAGGAAUACAGAUGAUUUUAACCAACAAUUUUUUUUUGGUUUGAUGGCGAUUUUUAUUUACAAACUCGAGGCACUACUAUGGGGACCAGGUUUGCCCCAGUUAUGCUAAUUUAUUCAUGUCUCAUUGGGAAAAUUAAUUCAUAUACCAGGGACAUAGCUGGGGAGCAAACCUGGUCCUAUAUAGGCGAUAUAUAGACAAUAUUUUUAUCAUUUGGAAAGGGAUUGAAGCAGAUUUUAAUUUAUUUUUUAUUUAUCUUAAUGAGUGGGGGAUCAAACUUACCAAAAAUGUAAGCUUAGAGACUAUCAAUUUUUUAGACUUGAAUAUCCAUAUUUCGGAACGACAAUUUAAAACCCGAACUUUUUUUAAACAAGUGGAUGUAAAUAGUUUUAUAGAAACCAGUAGCUGCCAUUAUGAUCCAUGGCUUCAAAAUAUCCCCAAGGGACAAUUUUUAAGGAGAAAAAGAAAUUGCUCAGACCAAUCUGAUUUUAUCACACAGUCAUCAAUAUAAAAAAAACAGUUUCUACAGAAAGGGUACUGCGAAAAGAAUCUUCAGAAAGACAUAGAUAAUAUUAAAGAUCUAGAUAGAUCGCAAUUAUUAAACUACAAAAAGAGAAAACAAAAUAUACAAGCGGAGCAAAUCCCAUUGAUUUUUAAUUAUUGUAGUAAUAUUGGGACAUUAAAGCGAAUUAUAAAUAAAAAUUGGAAUAUUUUAAAACAUGAUCAUAACAUCCAAAAUGUUAUUGGUGAUAACCCUAAGUUCAUUUUUAGAGGGGCAAAAAAAUUUAAACAGAUUUUAACAUACAACUAUGUAGAAAAACAAAAAGAAAGUAGCAAUUUUUUAACUAAUUGGAUGGAAACAGUUAAGGGAUUCCAUCACUGUGGUAAUUGCUACGCCUGUAAAAAUACUAAUGUAAGCACUAAAAAGAUAGAUGAGUUUAUAUCUAAUGUAACCAAAAAAAAGGUUUAACAUCACUUCUUUUAUUACAUGUGAGUCCAGUAAUGUUAUAUACCUGUUACAAUGUACAUGUGGACUGCAGUAUAUAGGAAAAACGUCUAGAUCCCUGAAAACUAGGAUAUAUGAACAUGUCAGAAACAUAAAGAAUGGUUUUAUAAAUCAUAGUGUGUCCAAUCACUUUUUAGUUAAGCACAAUUCAAAUCCUAGAGAACUAGAAUUUACAGCAAUCCAACAAGUUCAAACUCAUUGGAGAGGAGGCAACACAGCAUUUAAUCUGAGUAAAAGAAAAACCAGUAAUGACGUAUCGGAAUGAGCCGGUACGUGCGACCAUGUUGGGAAGGACAUGAACAAUGCACAGUGAUGGAGGAUGUAAGCAGACAUAUUGGAGGAGGCGGAAAUAAGCCGGAAAUUGUCCAUAUAAGGAAAUGAAGAAGGGAUUAUUGUUACACACCUGUAAUUGUGUUUUGUUUGUUUUUUAAAUUGUUUGCUAUAUACAAAUGCUUACUGAUGCAGUUGUAACCACACAUGCACCUAAGGAAGACCCUUUGUAUUGGGUCAAAACGCGUUGUGCUAUUUUAUAUUUUAUCUUUUUAUUUGGAGUAAAAGUAUUUACUAUAUUUUUUUUUUUUUUUUGGCUACCUGGUUCCUGAUUUACUCUACAGAGGACUGCAAACACCUCCUGAGGGGACCAAGUACAGAUAUUCACACAUCUGAUUGAUGUAUCCUGCCUUCAUAGUUUAGAGCAAACUCAGAAAUGCUCUACAGAUUGUGAGUUUUUCUAAGUCUCUCACUUUCAUUACCAAGUGUCAAAACGUAUUACCCUAUGUUGAUUUUCUGUAUUUCCAGAGCCUUACCUACAUAAUUUGGGAGCUAUACGAAAAUUAUAAAAAAAAUUACCUUUCCUUCCAUUUUGCUAUUCCACUUUAUGUGUUGAGCUACUUCUCGUAUAGGCAGUAUAGAGUAUCACUCAUUAUCUCUAAAAAGAGGGUUUUUUCUGUUUUUGUUAAUGUUGCAGGCAACAGUUUGACUUUUUCUACAUUUAUCUUGUAAUCUAGCAGCAAAACCUUUUUAGAUAUUCAGCCAGUAAUAAUUCAGACUUAAAUCUUGCCCAUGCUUUCUCCACCAUUAAAUGUAGGAAAUUAGCUGAUCCUGAGAUGUUUGUCACAUCAGAGUUGCGAUAUUUGAAUCCGAUUGCCUUGCAGUCUUAAAAUUUAUAUUUAUUCAAACAUACACGACCGCUGAAAAUAACAGAGUCUUUGAAUAUAUCUGUACCAUUACAGCAAUAUGUAUGCACUUCAAGUUAAUAUCCAUUUUUGAUGUUACGUAUUGGUGGUGAAUAUCUAUCUGCAAAAAUAUGUUCAAUGUCUAAGAAAUCAGUUAAUUAGGAGGUGUACACAUAAGGAUAAGGUUAUUUAAUUCUUUAAAAAUGUGUAAAAAGGGUUGAAGUUUAAUAACCAUUCUAUCCAAUCUAUGAUUAAAGCCAUACAUUAUAAAAAAUGGUUAACUUGUUUUCUUUGUUUUUUACUGUAUGUAUUAGGGCUGAUGUGUACUAUGGCCACCCAAGAGUAAUGGGAGUUUGAGCGCAGGACUUGUGUAUUUGUAAAAAAUGGUUAUACUUGGGGGUAAAAUAUAAAUUACACAUAUCAUUUACACAUAUAUAUGUUUAUAUGAAUACAUUCAGAAAGAGGCCCUUCUUAAUACACAUGGGAGCCUGGCCAGGUGAAAGGUUAUAACAACAUUGGGCCUUCAUCAAUCUAUGUGAACAAAAGAUCUCUGGCCUCCUAUCCCAGUUCAUAUUUUUAAUGGUAUGAAUAAUUUGUAAAUACAUUUCAUGUGAGUGCUGUAGUUUUUUAAUAAAUGCUGGAGCUCAGAAAUAGUGAUCCUACAAGUUUCCAUCAAGAAUCAUGUGUCUUGUCUGUUUGCUGAGGUCUUGGUUGGAAUCAUGCAAAUUUAGGUCAGGCGAAACAACCCUAUUCAUUGAAGUGUAUUACCAGUGGAACAUGCUAUUUAACCCCUUAAGUACCAAACUUCUGGAAUAAAAGGGAAUCAUGACAUGUCACACAUGUCAUGUGUCCUUAAGGGGUUAAUAUACCCUGUAACAGCCAGAACAUACAACCACAAUGUAUCGUGGGUUGUAUACUGGGUUGCCGGUGAGUUUGCAACCAAGUGAAUCAGAGUUAGCAGUGCAGGUUAGGCACAUACGGACGAUAGCAUGGGGGUGCCACAAUAACAAUGCAACAUAUGUACAUUGACUGCUACUAUCAAAGUUACUAUUUAUUGUGUGAGCAUGAUAAAAAAAAAAUAAAAAAAAUUACAAUAUAGGAUAUUUUAUUUUUAUGUUAAUCCAUAGAUGCAUUAUAAAAUCACCUCACCUGUGUGAGUUCUUUGAUGACUGAUAAGCUCUGAUUUACUGGCAAAACAUUUCUCAAAUUUACUACAUGAGAAAGGCUUCUCUCCUGUUUUCUCCUGAGUUUUCUGAUGACGGACAAGCUUUGCAUUUGUGCUAAAACAUUUUCCACAUUCAGAACAUGAGAACGGUUUCUCUCCUGUGUGAGUUCUCUGAUCAUAGACAAGAUCUGUAUUUGUGAAAAAAAACAUUUUCCACAUUUAGAACACGAGAACGGUUUCUCUCCUGUGUGAGUUCUCUGAUGACUGACAAGACUUGAAUGUUGCUGAAAACAUUUUCUACAUUGAGAACAUGAGAACGGUUUCUCUCCUGUGUGAGUUCUCUGAUGUCUAACAAGUGUUAAAUGUCGCCCAAAAGAAUUUCCACAUACGGAACAUGAGAACGGUUUCUCUUCUGUGUGAGUUCUCUGAUGAUAGACAAGACUUGAAUGUUGCUGAAAACAUUUUCCACAUUCAGAACACGAGAACGGUUUCUCUCCUGUGUGAGUUCUCUGAUGACUGACAAGACUUGAAUGUUGCUGAAAACAUUUUCCACAUUCAGAACACGAGAACGGUUUCUCUCCUGUGUGAGUUCUCUGAUGACUGACAAGACUUGAAUGUUGCUGAAAACAUUUUCCACAUUCAGAACAUGAGAACGGUUUCUCUCCUGUGUGAGUUCUCUGAUGUCUAACAAGUGUUAAAUGUCGCCCAAAACAAUUUCUACAUACGGAACAUGAGAACGAUUUAUCUCCUGUGUGACUUCUCUGAUGAUAGACAAGAUCUGUAUUUGUGAAAAAAAAACAUUUUCCACAUUCAGAACACGAGAACGGUUUCUCUCCUGUGUGAGUUCUCUGAUGACUGACAAGACUUGAGGUAUCGUGGGUUGUAUACUUGGUUGCCGGUGAGUUUGCAACCAAGUGAAUCAGAGUUAGCAAUGCAGGUUAGGCACAUAUGGACGACAGCAUGGGGGUGCCACAAUAACAAUGCAACAUAUGUACAUAGACUGCUACUAUCAAAGUUACUAUUUAUUGUGUGAGCAUGAUAAAAAAAAAAAAUAAAAAAAAAAUUACAAGAUAGGACAUUUUAUUUUUAUGUUAAUCCAUAGAUGCAUUAUAAAAUCACCUCACCUGUGUGAGUUCUUUGAUGACUGAUAAGCUCUGAUUUACUGGCAAAACAUUUCUCAAAUUUACUACAUGAGAAAGGCUUCUCUCCUGUUUGAGUUUUCUGAUGACGGACAAGCUUUGCAUUUGUGCUAAAACAUUUUCCACAUUCAGAACAUGAGAACGGUUUCUCUCCUGUGUGAGUUCCCUGAUGACCGACAAGACUUGAAGGUUGCCUAAAACUUUUUAGAACACGAGAACGGUUUUUCUCCUGUGUGAGUUCUCUGAUGUCUAACAAGUGUUAAAUGUCGCCCAAAAGAAUUUCCACAUACGGAACAUGAGAACGGUUUCUCUCCUGUGUGAGUUCUCUAAUGAUAGACAAGAUCUGUAAUUGUGAAAAAACAUUUUCCACAUUCAGAACACGAGAACGGUUUCUCUCCUGUGUGAGUUCUCUGAUGACUGACAAGAUCUGUGUGACGAAGUGCCCUUUGCCACUUGUGCCUGGAGGGGACUACUGGCUAGCCUCCUGCCUUCCAACUAUGGCCCAUGUGCUGAUAGUGGUAUUUUCCCCUGCAGAAAGGUUUAUUUCUGUAUUUCUGCUGGGGCGUUCUGGACUUUCAGUAUGGUAGUAGUGCUAUCCCAGAUAGCUAUGCCAUGGAGCCUUUUUGUGUAACAAAAGACUAUGGAAAAGACUUUGGCUCCAUGGCGAUUGAAUUGCAUGUAUGUGAUCUGAGCGCCAUUCAAUAAUAAUGUGCACUCAGAUCUAAGCUAUCUGGGGAUAUGUUGCAUGUAUAUGUUUUAUAUAGUAAUUAUAACAUUGUGUAAUGUUAUGUCUUUCUGUAACCAUGUGGUUAAUGGAGUCUUGCCUCUGUCCUGGGAGAAAAUUUGAUUACUUCCCAAUUAUCUCCAGGAUAGAGAGGAGGGAUUGUGAUGUCACUGUGGGAGUGUUUUGUUUGUAUUGUCUGUGAUUGGUUAUACUGGGUCCCACCCUGUGGGAUGUCCCCUUGCACAGCUGUAUCCCUGGAAGUGGGGUCUGCAGUGCUGAUUGUGUCGGUUAGAGUGCUUGGAGUCCUCGGCAAGCGCUAGGAGCAGCGAUUGGCGGAGGUACUCAGUCGGAGUGCCAGCGUUCCGUCACACUCUGUAUUUGUGACAAAACAUUUUCCACAUUCAGAACAUGAGAACGGUUUCUCUCCUGUGUGUGUUCUCUGACGACGGAAAAGAUUUGAAUUUGCGACAAAACAUUUUCCACAUUCAGAACACGAGAACGGUUUCUCUCCUGUGUGAGUUCUCUGAUAUAUAACCAGUUUUGAAUGUCGAUCAAAACAUUUUCCACAUUCAGAACAUGAGAAAGGCUUGGAGUUUAUGUUUACUGUCUCCUUUGAGAACAUAUAGGAAUCUGAGAAAUUCUUAAUUUUUCAGAGUUAAAUUUCUUGGUUCUGUUAUUAAAAGAUUUCUUCAUAACUUUGCUUCAUGUAUUUCUGUUCUUGUCACCGCUCCUGACAAAUACACCUAAAAGAAAGAUACUUGGAGUUAAAGGAAAUCGAUCACAAUAAAAUAUUGUUUGCUAUACUUAGAAAAACAGACAAUAUUUGCAUAAUAUAUAAGAUAUACAACCAUCAGGUGUCAUGGUGAAUGUGAAGAUAUCAAGUAUUUUGUGUGCAUUAACCCCUUAUUAGCAAAAUUGUGUAUACUCUUUUUUUUUUUUACUUUAAUUUGCUUUGCAAAAUUAGAUUUAGUCCAUUAAGCCUCGCAUAUCUGCAUUUAUGCUAGAGGAACAAAUUACACAUACUGGUACAUUCUAAUCACAUAUAUUCUAAACACAUGCAGCACAUAAUUUCACUGUUAUCCCCCCCUACCUCUGCCACUGGAAGGCUUAGCCAAGUAUCUACUACUCUUUGUAUAUCACUCCUAGCCUCUACCAUUUAUACUAGAAGGUUGUGCUAUUGAAACUGUAGUAGAUACCCAGUUUGACCCGUCUGUGGAAAUGUACUGGGAGUUAAAGGAAAUCGGUCUAUAAAUUUAUUGUUUACCAUACUUAGAAAAACUGACAAUAUUUUUAUGAAAGAUAAGAAAUACGACUAUGAAAUAUCAUGUUGAUUGUGCCAGACCUUAAUAUUUAUAUAAAUAUGUAUAUAAAACUGUAACCGAGAUAAGUGGAUUAAGUGUCACACUGAGGGGAGGAGAUGUAUGGGAGGUAACUACUGUACUAUUGGCUACUGUCCCAAUUAUUGUAAAUCUCUCCCUUGCAUGAUAGAAGCCUUUAUAAGGAAUCUGUGUGAUUAAAAGUUCAGUUCUGCUCUUGAUGCUGUGUGUCGUCCAGUCAUUGGGAUUGAGGUUGGGAUAUUGUUGGAGUGUUUUGUCUGCUGGGAAUAUUGCCUUCUGGAUUUAUAAUACUUGUUCCUGAGCCUUACUGGGAUCUAAAGUGGAGAUAAUCUGUGUAAGAGCAGCUCUCCGCUACACACGUAACUACAGUCUUGCGGGCUUAUUAUCUUACCUUGAUCUAUACUAACCCGUCCUUCGCCCAAGCAUGAUAUUGGCACAUAGCUUGUCGCGCCCAGGCAAAACCAAAACGCUUGCAAUUAAGAUGCACCAGCCUAGAAUAACACUAGACUGUUUCUUAUUUUACUUAACUUUUUAUUUUUAAUGCGCUACAAAAACACACAGUUAAACGACUAGCCUGCUCUAUAUCUUAAGCGCAACUAACACUGUACCAAACAUGUCUAGCUUAGCAUGUUAUAAUAUAAAACACUGUUUAACAGAUUGAUAUUCUCAUAAAAUAUAAAAAUGUGCCGUCUAAACUGUCACAAUGUGAAAUGUUAAGGAAAUGCAUGCAGAUGCUGUUGUGGCUCUGCACGCCUGGUGUAAAUAUAUGCACAGAAAAAAAUAAAGAAUUAAAAAAAAUAAAUAAAAUAAAAACAUUUAAGUUGAAUUUGACAACAGGCCUGUUGCAUGAAUUGCUUUGUUAUAUUUGCACCCAAAGUAGGCAUUACCAAAAGGCUUCAAAUUACUGCUAGUGGAUAGAUUCCUAUGUGAACCAGUGAGCUGACUUAUUUCUAAAAAUUAAAAAUUAUUCUGAAAAUUUCUUGUCAAUGCUCAGUUUUACAGUAACCAAGAUAGUUGGCCUCAGGUCAGGUCUCCUUUAGAAGUCCUUUUUGGAUGGGUUUGGUACAUAUCGGUCCCUACCACAUUCCAGCAUGCUGUAUUUUCGUGAUCUGCCUUAGAACACACUAGCCACAGUGUUUUCCUAUGUUCAGCCACUUUUUUCCCCUUUAUAUUGUGAGAAAUCUAACUUGGAGGGUGUAUAUAUAGAGAGGGAGGUAAUUGGGAAUGAGAAUGAUUUAUUUUAUAAUGUUAUGUAUGUACUUUUUUGAUACAAAUAGUAAGGGACAGCUGAGAAAAUGAGUUCCAGUGUAUGGCAAUAAUAGAGUCUCCCUAAGAGAUGACUAAUCCAUGUCCUCAAGCCAUUUAAUGCAUAUCUUGGAUUGUAUUUGUGCCCUUGUGAAAAGGGACUAUCGUGCAUUAUUGCUUAUGUUAACUUUUCUAUACCAAAUAAACAAAAUGAGAUGUGCAUGCAAAAAAAAAUGCUCAUUAACACUACACCUGGAACAAACUAGAGAAAAAAAACGAUCCCACGCUAAGGUUCAAAAUACGCUUUUUGAAUUCAGUGUAUUCUUUAAUAAAUUGUGUGUUUGUGGGGAAGUUUCAAUAACCAACCAUCUAAACUACUCCAAAAUGGAACAUGGACACAGCGUAAAACAUCAAAGUUAGAAAGAAACUGAAUGGCUGCGUCUCAAAUGUGCCCCUUCAACAUCAACAUAUACCUGGCAAAGGUACAUACGGGGUAUUGCUGUACUCAGCUGACAUAGCUGAGCAACAUAUGAAGUAUUAUACAGUGGUAGCACACAUAAGGUUUGCAAAAUAUACUGUGCAAAACUCACUUUGUGUGUCAAAAAGGCAGAAAAAAACCUCUUAUUACCACUAUACGUGAUACAAGCUAGCGGAAAAAUGAUCCCACGCUAAGGUUCAUAAUACGCCUUUUGAAAUAGCCUGGGAUGUCUUCUUUAAAAAUGGUAUGGCUUUAUGAGGUAUUUGGAUUAUAUAGCCUGGUAAAAUACUCUAAAAUGGGAUGUGGGCACAGAGCAAAAAUGUAAUGUUUGAAAAAAAACUGGGAUUGCUGUGUCCCAAAUGUGCCCCUCCGAUGUCCACAUAUACCUGGCAAAGGUACAUAUGGGAGUAUUGCUGUACUUAGCCGACAUAGCUGAGCAACAUAUUAAGUAUUAUACAGUGGUAGCCACAUAAGGUUUGCAAAAUAUACUGUGCAAAACUCACUUUGUGUGUCAAAAAGGCAGAGAAAAACACUUAUCAACAGUACAAGUACAAGCUAUGCCUUUUGAAAUACCCUGGGAUGUGUUUUUUUUUUUUUUUUUUUAAGAAACGGUAUACCUUUAUGGUGUAGUUGUAAUAUGUAGAAUGCUCAAGUGCUCCAAAUUGAAACACAGAUGCUUCAAAACCCUCCAUGAAAAUUCACUUAAAAACCUGAACUUGUCAUGUCUCUUUUACAGCACUGUCAUACAGUGGGCAUAUUGUUUUACUCAGAAGACUAAGCUGAGGAUAAUUUGGGCUUUGAACUUAGUGGCACAUAUGAAAUAUACAAAAUGCCCAGCAAAAAUGCCAUCCGUAUGUAGAAAAUGCCCAAAAUUAUUUUUUAACACAUUCUUUGGCAUAUAUUGGUGAAAAAAUGGGGGCAUGUUAAGGCACAAUAUGCACCUUAUGAGAUACCCUGGAGUUUCUACUUUUACAAAUGGUAGGCCUUUGUGGGGGUUUUGGAACAGUCAAACUGCUAUAAUACCAUGAAUUGAAGCAUAGGCCUAUUAAAUCAAUCUCUUAAAAUUCUACUGUAAAUACUGAAAAGGACAGGUAUCCUAUUGUGAUGGGAUUCCAGCAUGGUCAAAAUUUAGUAGGCCGAGAUCUCCACAUGGCAUAUGCUAAUUAGUAUCUGAUUACAAACAGUUGGAUGAGUCAUCAGUAUACUGAGCAUGUGUGGAAGUGGAUGGUAAAUUCCUUUCUCUUCAACAAGCCAUGUGGUCUGCCCAUAUAAGGUGAUCCUGAAUAUCCUGAUUGGUGUGCUGAUUGGUCUGAGGAAUAUAGGAGGGGUUAUACUGUAUGUAAGGGGAUAUGCUUCUAACAUCUGCCUCUCAGAUAUUUUUGGAACAGGAGUUCAUCUGAGACCCGAUCGGUAUGUGAAUAAAGGCCUCUUACUUCCUGAAGACAAGUGUCCAUCUCUCUAUGUGUGGCUUCUGCGGUUUGUUCCGGUUAUUCCUCCGGUAACAUUUCUGGUGCAUUGGGUCCGGGAACCUCAUCGCUUGGAAGCCUGUGCAGAGAUUUGAGACGUAAUCUUUUACCAAAUCCUUUACGCUGCACCCCUGGACUUCUACUGCGUGGACCUCCUUUCAUCUUGGCGCCACUGGCCUUUUGUCCAGGAGAUCAUCGCUUCUGCGCAGUGAGUACCGGGGUGUCCCGUCGAAGAGUGUGAACCCAGGUCCAGGAAAGAAGAGGUAAGAUUAAUACCGUUAGAGCGGUAGGCCCACAAGAGGUUUGUAUUUGGUUGUAUGGAAUCUGCCCUUCCCUCUGGAAAUGCGCACUGCUUAUUGGAAAUUAGACGCUCUGUAGUCAGCCAAUCUAAUACAGGUGGUUUGGGUCAGACUGAAUUUUUGGUGUAAAUAGUUCAUGUCAAGACCGGUGUCCUGUCUUGACUAGCGUAUCUAGGUGUAAAUUUUGGUCGCUAAGUCGGGGGGACCGGGAGACUAAGCAGAUUCUGGUGUACAUUCUGUCUGCUAGAUCUCAAUCUUGUUUAAGUGGGAGGCGUGUAAAUUCAACCACUAGACUAUUGAUAGAGUAGAUAGACUAAAUGGGUACUGUUGUAAAUUCCGCCCACUAGUUUGCUAUAUGUGGUGCUUGGGCAGCGUAGACUAACCGAAUCUUCGUGUAAAUAGUUCGAUAGUUCUCGAGGUGCUGGCCAACUAGAAUAGUUGGGAUUAUUGUAAAUGUUGUUAAAUAUACUGUAGUUGGUGAAUUGGUUACAUUGUAUGUCCUGCUAGAAAGCUUGAGCUCUGCCGUUUAGCGGAAGUGUAAAUUGUGUGUAUAAUGUAAAAUAGCGCACGGUACCAUAACUAAUGACUUGUACCAUAACUAUUGAUAUUGCAUGAAAAAAUUCUAAAAAGUACUGUUCAACAUUGUAUGUGUAACACUUUAACUAUUACUAACUGACCUUGUAACUUUAAAACCAUAAUUGUCUAACUGUACAAUAAUUACUAACCGUACCAUAACCACUGACUGUAGAGACAAAUUGUUGAAAUGUUAUGUGAUCAGUUAGUAUAUGUGCAUUAAUAGCGUGGAUAGUUGUAUGGUUUGAUUAAUAGUUACAGUGAUGCGUAUUUAGUGUUUGGUCGAGUCUUGAUUUUACUUGUGUGCGCCGCGUUGUGAUAUUGUUGAGCAUGUGAGGAUCCUGUGUGUGCGUGCACGUGUGUGUUUGGGCCUAGUAACUGUGCAAUGUGGUGCUGGUGAUAAGGAGAUUGGUGUGACUGUUGAAACUGUUUGUAUAUUUGUACAGCUUUUGAAUCAGAUGUUGAAAUCAUCUUCUGAUUCACAAGGCUGUUGGUCCUUUGUCUUGUAUGUUAAAUAAAUAAAUAAAAAAACCUGUGUAGUAGGGAGUGGCCUGUCCUGGUGGCCGCAUGGCCUCCAUGUUGCAGUCUUGACUUAAAUUUAAUGCAGGGUGUACAUGUAGCUGUAACUAGUAGGCCGGAAUUCUAUGAUCAGUUUCCAUAUAUUGACUGUUGGAAACCAAUUGUUGAAAAACUGCUUUGGGGAAUUAAAGGAGGAACAAUGGAGCCACAUUGUGGUCAGAAUUAAGGCCUUAAUUCCACCUGGUUUGGACAUCCCCCUCCCCCCCUUGCAUCUGAUUACCAACCCCCUAUUCAUCCUCCAGAGCCAGAAUAGCAACUCCCCCACUCUUCCUCCCAAGCUAAAACUGGUAUUGGUAUUUGCACUCCCCCUGCUCUAUUGUCCCCGCCUACCCACAUACCUAUCUGUUCUUUUGUUUCAAACUCUUGUAUUUCUGUACCAACCCCCCACUGGUUCUUUGAAAUUUGAACUGAUUUCCUUUUUGGUAGGAGUGUAUUUUAGCAUUGAAUUUUAUUAAUAGUUAAAUUGUGAGGAGAAUUCUUAAUAACAGUAACAGUCUAAAAUACCACUGGAAGAAAUGAUCAAUGGUAUAAGAUGCUAGAAUAUACUUUUAGCCUUUUUUGUGUUACUGGAUGGGCCCCUCCCAGCUUUGUCCAAAAUAUCCCCUUUACUAAAAUACAAACUGAGAUGCUUAAUUUACCUUAGAACUAAAGCUUUAAUCAAGCCUAGAUAUCAGGGUGGACAGUGAUUAAAAUAAGUAAAAAUAAAAUAAGGACAUAAUUAAAGUCUAUCUGCUUCAUUAGACUUUAGGGAGGCACUCUAGGGCCACCUACUGGCCAUCUUCGGGAGUUACAUUGAUAUUACAUUGUUUAUAACAGACAGAAGUAGGACUGUUUACCCUAUUUUAAUAUAUUUAUUGAUAGUUUUUAUUUUAUGUAUAAAAAGUUAUGUUUUUUUGUUUUUUUUUCAUCGCCAAAUGCUGACUAGUAAAAUUAGCUCACCCCCUUACACCUAUCUUACUACUCCCAGACCGGAACCUAUUACUGAGCAGCCUUGCUGAAGUCUCAUACUAACCCAACAACUGACUGGCACCCUUCCAUCCCGACAUUGCCAAAUGCCCUUCGACUUACACCUGGCCCACCACAUAUUGACGGUAAUGGACAGUUGCAAUUGGCAGAUCCUGCAUUUGUUUAAGUCCCUUUUACCACGUCCAACCUGUUCAAUUGGAAGACCCAUAACUCCUCGUACACCAAUAAACCUCAAGCCAUGAUUGACUUGGUCACCUCUUUUAUACAGACCCACAAUCCCACCUGGGCUGAUUGUCAGCAAUUAUUACUGACCUUUAGAACGUAAAUGGCGCUGACUUAAUCCAUCUAAAGGCCUAUUAACAAGCCAUUAUUACUGGCAUGAAGGCAGGAGGGAAAAAGGCAAUUAACAUGUCCAGGACGGCUGAAGUGUUACAAAAAGCUAAUGAAUCACCCAGUGCUUUUUUAUGAGAGACUGCUUGAGUCAAAUAGAUUAAACACUACUUUCAAUCCUGAAGCCCCUGAAAACAUCUGAAUGAUAGACUCAGCAUUUGUCAGCCAGGCCCAGAGUGAUAUUAAGAGAAAGCUACAAAAAGUAGAGGGAUUUGCAGGGAUAUCCAUUUCACAGCUAAUGGAGGUUGCAAAUAAGGUGUAUAUGAAUAGGGAAACUGAGACAAAGUGUGAGGAGGAACAUAAGAUGAGGAAGAAAAUAGACAUGUUAGUGGUCGCUAUUUCAGGCGUAGCUUGAGAAGGAGGGGAGAUUAAUAGAGGAGUUGAGAAUCGGAUGAGCAGGGUACCAUGAGAUAGAGAUCAAUGUGCAUAUUGUAGAGAGGAAGGGCAUUGGAAGAGUGACUGUCCACAGAGGGGAUAUAUUGUAGGUGGUAGACAAAAAGAGAGAAGAAGGUGAGGUGGUUAUGGUAGCAGCUGUAGAGGUCGUGGUAGAGGAAGUUUUGGAGGGAGAUAUUAUCCCACUACAAAGAAAUUAAGGCAUAGGGAAGAUUGAGAUUGUGUAGGUCUGGCUGACACUGUCAUGGAAGACUUGAUACCGACCGGGCUCCAUCCCACUUGGCCGAGCGGAGCCUAUGGUCGAUGUAUCAAUAGGGUGAAAGAGAAGUCCUUUCAUGAUAGACGUGCUGAACAUUCUGUGGUGACCAAGUUGGUAGCUCCUCCUUCUGAGAAGAUUAUAACUGUGAUAGGAGUUACUGGGAAAAGCGCUGCUAGACCGAUUCUCAGGAGUCGUACUUGCAUUCUAGGAGGCCAUUUUGUGAAGCACCAGUUCCUAUACAUGCCAGAGUGUCCAACCCAACUUCUAGGACAAGAUCUAUUAUCAAAGCUUCAAGCUCAGAUAACUUUUCUACCUAAUAGAUCAACGUCUCUGAAGUUUAAUAAAUCAUCUGGCAUAAUAGCGGUAUUGGUGCCAACAGAAGAAGAAUGGCGCUUCUAUUCUGUAAUAACAAAUGCAAAUCCUAAGAGUGAUGGAACUUUAUAUGACAUUCCAGGAGCAGAAAAUAAUCCUCCAGGACUUGCUAAGUUAAAGCUUGGGGUGUAUCCUGUUAGCCUUUGUACGUUGUUCUUUUAUCUACCCCAACAGCUGUAAAGGUGGUGGAAGUGACUCCUUGGAUUCAUCACUCUAGGGGUAAACCAGCAGCAGAUUCCUGGCAAGCUACUCCAGAUCCUGGGAAUCCUUGCAAUAUCCGGUUGAAGCGCAUAACCCAGAUGGAUAGAACGUGUCGUGAGAAAAAGUACGAGGGGAUAUCGAGACAUUCUAGUUAAAAGUCUACAGAGAUCAUCAAGUAGGUGUUUUGACAGCCAUAAUAAAGCCUGACCACCUGCCUAUGUGUCAUAAGCCAGAGUGUCUCGAAGAGAUCUCUGUGAAGGAAAGUGAGGAUCAGAAGAACGACAAUCCUUGCAGCCCUCACAGCCGUGAAGCUGCUGUGCUUAAUUACGUGUUUUAGUAUUUUUAUAAUUUUUCAGGAGGAUAAAGGUAAGGAUAUUCGAAGCUGUGUUAGUUGUAUUAAGACUACAAAAACAGGUAACCAAAUAUCACAAACUCUUAUUUGGCACUCACAAUAUGAAUGUAGAGGAUCCAUGUCUAGGUGUAGGUACUUAGAUACUGAUUAUAGUGUGUGUCAAUCGAUAUCAGGUGAGCCCAAGUGUUUCGAUCCCCAAUUCCAACCCCGUACAAUUUGGUUGGUAAUUUGGAAUAGUAACUCCCAGGGGACAUUAAUAAAUAGGACUGUGAUAAAUAUCAUACAGUCUAUGGGUAUUCUAUUAUUUGAUGCAUGUAAGGCGAUUUCGGGUAGUGGAAAAACUUGGAAUGUAUGUGGUAAUCUAAAGUGGGAACGAACUUAUGGGUUCAAUGACAAAUAUUUAUGCCCAAGCAAAAGAUCUACUGAUCCUGACUGCCCAAAUAGAGACUUUAACUUCUCCCCCUACUGGUCAAUUGUAGGAUGGACAACCUGGGGAAAGACAGUAGAUCAAGAUAUGAUUAUCCAAAGUUGCCCACUGCACUGUAUUAUAAAACUAUGGAGUGUAACCCUGUUCACAUGACCAUUUCCAAUCCACAGCACUUUACUGACAAGUUCGGAAAUCUAUGUGGGUUCCAAAUAUACGGAACAAGGUUGGAUCCUGGUGCUAUUAUAUAUGUAGGCAUCGAAAUGGAGACAGUAGCAACCCAGACUCGUCAGGUUUUUCAUCCCUUCUAUGAGGAGAUGAGUGUUGAGGAUAAAAGUCCCCAUAAUGUUAAGAACCUAUUUAUUGAUUGCAGGUAGUCUUAAUGUAACUAACUGCUUUGUAUGUGGAGGUACUAAUAUGGAAGACCAGUGACCAUGGGAAGCAAGGGACAGAUGAACAUCUGAGACAGAUGAACAACAGAUACUUUCUCAGUCUGCUCAUCAAGUAGACUAGCUAGAAGAGGGCCAAUGUAAAAUACACCUGUUGGAGAGUUAACCUGCUUAGGACAGAAGGCCUGGGAAGAUGAUGAGUGGCCCCAACAUAUUAUUAAUUAUUAUGGACCUGCUACUUGGGCAGAAGAUGGUACUUAUGGAUAUAGAACCCCAAUAUAUAUGCUCAACCGUAUUAUAAGACUACAGGCAGUGGUUGAGAUUAUCACCAAUGAGACAGCGCAAGCACUCAACCUCUUAGUAAAGCAGAAUACCCUGAUGCGAUCAGCUAUAUACCAGAAUAGGCUAGCCCUUGAUUACUUACUAGCAGUAGAGGGAGGUAUAUGAGGGAAGUUUAAUCUAAGUAACUGUUGUCUGCACAUAGACGAUGAAGGGCAGGCAGUGGCUGAACUUACCAGUCAAAUGGUUAAACUUGCGCAUGUACCUACUCAGAUCUGGUACCGGUUUAAUUUGAGUAGUUGGUUCGGAAGUUGGUAUGAGCAGCUUGGUGGUAUUAAAGCAUUGGUAGGAGGAGUAUUGUUUAUUAUAUUAUUAUUUCUCCUCCUGCCCUGUCUACUCCCACUAGUGGUCAGGUCUAUACGUAGUAUCAUAGAGGGUAUUAUAGAAAGAAAGACAGCUGCCUAUGUAAUGGCUGUCUGGAAGUAUGAACCCCUAGCUCAGAGAGAGGAUAAUCAGGAUGAGGAAUGUUGAGAGAGCACAAAGUUAAGUUAGAAUGAUUACAAGGUCUGUACUGGUUCAUGGUUACUUGAGUGGUGUUGGUAGAUUAUGAUUAGUAAUGCAUCCGGAAUAAUGUUAUAUCAGAGGCAUCAAUGUGGGGAAUGUGAUGGGAUUCCAGCAUGGUCAAAAUUUAGUAGGCCGAAAUCUCCACAUGGCAUAUGCUAAUUAGUAUCUGAUUACAAACAGUUCGAUGAGUCAUCAGUAUACUGAGCAUGUGUGGAAGUGGAUAGUAAAUUCCUGUGUCUUCAACAAGCCAUGUGGUCUGCCCAUAUAAGGUGAUCCUGAAUAUCCUGUGUGCUCAUAGGAGGAGUUAUACUGCAUGGGAGGGGGUAUGCUUCUAACAAAAAGCCUCUGCACCAUGCUUUCUGCCUCUCAGAUAUUUUUGGAACAGGAGUUAAUCUGAGACCUGAUCAGUAAUGUGAAUAAAGGCCUCUUACUUCCUGAAGACUUGUGUCCAUAUCUCUAUGUGUGACUUCUGCGGUUUGUUCCUGUCAUUCCUCCGGUAACACUUAUAUGGCACUGUAGCUUCACAAAAUAGUGCCAAAGACAUACAAUGGGGGUAUCGUUGUGCUCAGCAGAUGUAGCUGAACACAAAAUAAAGUUUUGUGCAGGAAUAGCACACACCAACUCUACAAAAUACACGAGAUGUUAUUUGUUAUAAGUGUGUGCCAAACCCCCCCCCCCAAAAACAACAAUAUUUUACUCCAAUAUUUAGCAGAGGUUGGCAGUGAAAUGGCUACGUAGAAAGUGUCAAAACGAUCGUAGGACAAUAACCUGUGAUGUCUACUUUAUAUAAAUAUAUACUUUCGUGUGGCAAUUUUGUUUUCUUUUAUGGCUAUUAAGCUUACAAGACAAACAUACCAAAUUCUAAAAUUGUUCCAUAUUAAAAGUUUAUUUUACAUCUUGUGCUCUGUGACCUGUAACUACCAAAAAAAACUAAACUCCCAGACACAUUAUAUAUUCUGUACAUCAGAACAACUAAAUUAAUGUAUUUUUAAUUACUUUCUUUAACCUGCACUAAUUAUGCCCACAUUAUUAUUGCAAAAACUAUAAAAAAACAACUCAGUUUUUUUGCAUUUAUCUGUAUUUUUUUUUUAAUAAUAAAUAAGUAUAUAUACACACACACACACACGUUACAUCACAUUAAAGCCCUUUCUGUCCUUUAAAAAACAGUAUAUAAUAUGUGUCGGUGCAAUAAACGAGAGAGAUGCAAAUUGCAGUUGAACGCAAACAGCAAGAAAAUGCAAAAAUUGCUUGUGUCGUUAAGCAUAAGACAAGCUUCUGAAGCUGUGUCCUUAAAGGGUUAAUCAGCCAGGAUGUAUUGAUCACAAGUCACAUAUUAUGUUCGAUCCCUUUGUUGAUAUACACAUUCCUGCUAUAACAUACACCCAACAUGGCCGAACUCCAUGCACACACUGGGAAGAGAGCAAAUCUAGGGAGUGUCUCCAUCCCAGCAUGCCUUGCACACUUACUACAGGAGCUGGGAAUUCCAUGGAAAAUAAAUUCCAGGGAAAAAACUGUACAUUGUGCAAAGUUUAAGUGCGCUAGCAACUGCACUGGAGUCAGGAUCUUCUCUGAGUACUCUGAAAAAAAUAUACAGUAUAUAGUGCAGACUAUCUGUAUAUACAGGUUAUGCAAAAUUAAAAGUAUAUCUGGGGAUCAACUCACAUGGACCAGCGCCCUAUCACCCCUGGCUCUGCGUUUGAAUUGCUCCAAUGGAGAGGGAUAAACCCACAGUAUAGCAAAACUCUUCUGAAUCAGAUGUAAUAUCUAGGCAGUAUAAACAAAUAGAGAGUAGAUCCCCAUUCAGAAUUGUGUCCAUUUCUCAGUAUAGACAACUCCAAUAUUGAAUAUUUAUCUCGACCUAUAUUUAUUGACCCUCUCUAUAUAGAGGAACUAUCCACCAACUCCAAUAUUGAAUAUCUAUCUCUACCUCCAUUUAUUGAUCCUCUCUAUAUAGAGGAACUAUCCACCAACUCCAAUAUUGAAUAUUUAUCUCUACCUCCAUUUAUUGAUCUUCUCUAUAUAGAGGAACUAUCCACCAACUCCAAUAUUGAAUAUCUAUCUCUACAUACAUUUAUUGACCCUCUCUAUAUAGAGGAACUAUCCACCAAUUCCAAUAUUGAAUAUCUAUCUCGACCUCCAUUUACUGACCCUCUCUAUAUAGAGGAACUAUCCACCAACUCCAAUAUUGAAUAUCUAUCUCGACCUACAUUUACUGAUCCUCUCUAUAUAGAGGAACUAUCCACCAACUCCAAUAUUGAAUAUCUAUCUCUACCUACAUUUACUGACCCUCUCUAUAUAGAGGAACUAUCCACCAACUCCAAUAUUGAAUAUCUAUCUCUACCUACAUUUACUGACCCUCUCUAUAUAGAGGAACUAUCCACCAACUCCAAUAUUGAAUAUCUAUCUCUACCUCCAUUUACUGAUCCUCUCUAUAUAGAGGAACUAUCCACCAACUCCAAUAUUGAAUAUCUAUCUCUACCUACAUUUACUGACCCUCUCUAUAUAGAGGAACUAUCCACCAACUCCAAUAUUGAAUAUCUAUCUCUACCUCCAUUUAUUGAUCCUCUCUAUAUAGAGGAACUAUCCACCAACUCCAAUAUUGAAUAUCUAUCUCUACCUCCAUUUACUGACCCUCUCUAUAUAGAGGAACUAUCCACCAACUCCAAUAUUGAAUAUCUAUCUCUACCUACAUUUACUGAUCCUCUCUAUAUAGAGGAACUAUCCACCAACUCCAAUAUUGAAUAUCUAUCUCUACCUACAUUUACUGAUCCUCUCUAUAUAGAGGAACUAUCCACCAACUCCAAUAUUGAAUAUCUAUCUCUACAUACAUUUAUUGACCCUCUCUAUAUAGAGGAACUAUCCACCAAUUCCAAUAUUGAAUAUUUAUCUCGACCUAUAUUUAUUGACCCUCUCUAUAUAGAGGAACUAUCCACCAACUCCAAUAUUGAAUAUCUAUCUCGACCUACAUUUAUUGACCCUCUCUAUAUAGAGGAACUAUCCACCAACUCCAAUAUUGAAUAUCUAUCUCUACCUACAUUUAUUGAUCCUCUCUAUAUAGAGGAACUAUCCACCAAUUCCAAUAUUGAAUAUCUAUCUCUACCUACAUUUAUUGAUCUUCUCUAUAUAGAGGAACUAUCCACCAAUUCCAAUAUUGAAUAUCUAUCUCUACAUACAUUUAUUGAUCUUCUCUAUAUAGAGGAACUAUCCACCAACUCCAAUAUUGAAUAUCUAUCUCUACCUCCAUUUAUUGAUCCUCUCUAUAUAGAGGAACUAUCCACCAAUUCCAAUAUUGAAUAUCUAUCUCGACCUACAUUUAUUGAUCCUCUCUAUAUAGAGGAACUAUCCACCAACUCCAAUAUUGAAUAUCUAUCUCUACCUACAUUUAUUGAUCUUCUCUAUAUAGAGGAACUAUCCACCAAUUCCAAUAUUGAAUAUCUAUCUCUACAUACAUUUAUUGAUCUUCUCUAUAUAGAGGAACUAUCCACCAAUUCCAAUAUUGAAUAUCUAUCUCUACAUACAUUUAUUGAUCUUCUCUAUAUAGAGGAACUAUCCACCAACUCCAAUAUUGAAUAUCUAUCUCUACCUCCAUUUAUUGAUCCUCUCUAUAUAGAGGAACUAUCCACCAAUUCCAAUAUUGAAUAUCUAUCUCGACCUACAUUUAUUGAUCCUCUCUAUAUAGAGGAACUAUCCACCAACUCCAAUAUUGAAUAUCUAUCUCUACCUACAUUUAUUGAUCUUCUCUAUAUAGAGGAACUAUCCACCAAUUCCAAUAUUGAAUAUCUAUCUCUACAUACAUUUAUUGAUCCUCUCUAUAUAGAGGAACUAUCCACCAAUUCCAAUAUUGAAUAUCUAUCUCGACCUACAUUUAUUGACCCUCUCUAUAUAGAGGAACUAUCCACCAACUCCAAUAUUGAAUAUUUAUCUCGACCUACAUUUAUUGAUCCUCUCUAUAUAGAGGAACUAUCCACCAACUCCAAUAUUGAAUAUCUAUCUCGACCUACAUUUAUUGAUCCUCUCUAUAUAGAGGAACUAUCCACCAACUCCAAUAUUGAAUAUCUAUCUCGACCUACAUUUAUUGAUCCUCUCUAUAUAGAGGAACUAUCCACCAACUCCAAUAUUGAAUAUCUAUCUCUACCUACAUUUAUUGAUCCGCUCUAUAUAGAGGAACUAUCCACCAACUCCAAUAUUGAAUAUCUAUCUUGACCUACAUUUAUUGAUCCGCUCUAUAUAGAGGAACUAUCCACACACUAUGUCAAGCUAGAUGUUUGAUACAUUUACAUUUAGAUGAUGAUCUCCUGGAAUUUUACAAUACUUUUGAUUUUAUUCAAAUUUUGUUUUUAAUAAUGUUAUCCCAGGGCUGGACUUUGGGUUGAUAUUUCUAGCUUCUAUUUUUUACAUGAUUGCAAGAAAUAUUAUUUUAUGUAUAAUUCUAUUUAGUAGAUGAUCCCCAUUGCAAUAAAAAAUAUAAAGAAUAUAAAUGUGAUCAUAUAUUGUUGGAAGCUAAAAUAUUUAUAAAAUGUUUUUGUAGAAAGUUUUUUAUAAUAAUAUUUUUUCAUAAUGUGAUCUUUUGGGCAAUAUCAGCCUACAGUGUUGUAAUCUUUACUAUUGGCAGUCUGAACAGAUUUCAUAAACAGCCCUAGAAAAGUCUUCUGAAUUGAGUGCACAUACCCACUAAGAGUGGGAAGUCUACAAAUAAAUCCUAGUCUGAUUGACUGCCCCCUCAACGGUGAAACAGAAGGGGAGUGUCUGGACACUUAAAAGACAGGGCUGAACAGGAAUGAUGUCGUCAGAAGCAGCCAAGGAGGCGGGCAAAACGCGUCAUGUGUGACAUCAGAGAGAGGCGGUCCCAGCGGUCACGUGACCGGAACCAGGAAGUGUCUAAGCUGUAUCAUUUCUUGUGUGUAAAUUCCUGCUUAUCUAGUUGUGGGUUUAUUGCUGGCAAAUCCACUACUUCAAGUAAGAGUUUUUAAACUUUUGUUUAAAUAAAUACUGUGUUUGAAACUAUUCAAUUUGUGCUCCUGCCUCUCUAUUUGUGUAUACUGCCUAGAUAUUACAUCUGAUUCAGAAGAGUAUCCUGUUUUGCUAUACUGUGGGUUCAUCCCUCUCCAUUGGAGCAAUUCAAACCCAGAGAUAGGGGUGAUAGGGCUCUGGUCCAUGUGAGUUGAUCCCCAGAUAUACUUUUAAUCUUGCAUACCCUGUAUAUACAGAUAGUCUGCACUAUAUACUGUAUAUUUUUUCAGAGUACUCAAAGAAGAUCCUGACUACAGUGCAGUUGCUAGCGCACUCCAACUUUCUGGUAUCUAUUGCUAAUGUGUGUCACUUGGGGGUAGUGCAGUAGCACUGCAGAUAUUCUUAAGUGCUUUGCCUCAAUCUGGUUGUGCAAAGUUUCCCUAGAGGGGACUGCUGGUUUACACCACAGUAUCCACAUAAUAAUGUAGUCAUUAGUGUGUAUAAUAAUAAGGAGUAUCUAUACGCUGAUAAUAAACAUGUCAUUCUGUAUAAUAAUUUGGAGUAUCUAUACACUGCUAAUAAACAUGUCGCUCUGUAUAAUAAUACUGAGUAUCUAUACACUGCUAAUAAACAUGUCGCUGCAUAAUGAUACAGAGUAUUUAUACACUGAUAAUAAACAUGUAGCUGUAUAAUAAUACUGAGUAUCUAUACGCUAAUAAUAAACAUGUCGCUCUGUAUAAUAAUCCUGAGUAUCUAUACGCUAAUAAUAAACAUGUCGUUCUGUAUAAUAAUUCGGAGUAUCUAUACACUGUUAAUAAACAUGUCGCUGUAUAAUGAUACAGAGUAUUUAUACACUGAUAAUAAACAUGUCGCUCUGUAUAAUAAUCCUGAGUAUCUAUACGCUAAUAAUAAACAUGUCGUUCUGUAUAAUAAUUCGGAGUAUCUAUACACUGUUAAUAAACAUGUCGCUCUGUAUAAUAAUACUGAUUAUUUAUACACUGAUAAUAAACAUGUCGCUCUGUAUAAUAAUACUGAGUAUCUAUACACUGAUAAUAAACAUGUCGCUCUGUAUAAUAAUACUGAGUAUCUAUACGCUAAUAAUAAACAUGUCGCUCUGUAUAAUAAUACUGAGUAUCUAUACACUGAUAAUAAACAUGUCACUCUGUAUAAUACUGAGUAUUUGUGACGAAACGCCUUUUGUCACUGGAUUUUUAGGUGACAAAAGGCCCUUUAAGAACAGCAUUGUGGUUUAUGGACUUGUAUUGGACCAUGCUGGCCCUUUAAGAACUGUCUGGGGAUGGGAGCCAGCUGUAGGUAAAUUGCUGACCGCUGGGUGGCUGCAGUUCGUGCAAACGAACACUUUGCGGCGCCCAUCUUUGUUAAUUCGAACGAGGUCAGCGGUAUGUGUAGCAAAAUUCAUGGAACUGAAAUCGGCUACACAUUUCAACGAACACCGCUGACCCUUACCUUCUCCUACACUCCGUUUUCAGCUUCAGAGACUAAGUCCAGUUCGGCAGUUUGAACUCACUGUAAUACUGAACCAAAUGCACGAACGGCCUCGUUCGUGCAUUUGAAUGGGACUUAGUCAUUUUUCUGCAUGAAACAGACCGACGGCAGAGCCCAAAUCUAUGGAACUGUUUUGGGCAGGAAAAUGUGCUUGCGGUCACUCAUAAAGGACUUCCGUCUAACUUUAGAUCUACUGGAUGGAUUUGUCUGAAUUUUGGAUAUGUUUAUAAUUAAAAAGUGUGCUGAGUUUGAAUAUGUAAUUUAUGAAGAUUGGACGUAUAUUUUUAAAGUUACAGUAUAUGUAUAAAAACUGUAUUUUUCUUGUCGGUGAUAAUUACGUUACCCAUUGUGUACCAUAAUUAUAUCACAGGCAGAGGGGAGUUGUGACGAGACCAAUCUCGCCACAUUGCAUUGGAGAAGCCUGGUUGCUCGCCUGCUGCCUUUGGACUAUGGCCCCUUUUAAAAGACUUUUUUUUGCCUGCAGAAAAGCUUCAUUCGUGCUUUUCUGCCUGGGGUUUGGUAGAUUUGUUUGAAUGUGUUAUACCCCAGAUAGGAAUCCCAUGGAGCCCAUUCGUAUGAAACUGACUGUAAAGACUUUAGCUCCAUGGCGAUUAAACUGUAUUCGUGUGGUCUGAGCGCCAUUCACUUAAUAAUGUGCGCUCGGACCUGAGCUAUCUAGGGAUAUGUUACAUGUCUGUGUUUUAUGUAAUAAAUGUGACUUUAUGUAUUUUAAAGUGUUUUGUGUCUUUUUGCAACCAUGUGCUUAAUGGAGUCUUGUGUCUAUCCUGGGAGAUAAUUGAAUUACUUAUCUCCAGGAUAGAAGACUCAGAAACUGGUUUGGGCCAGAAAGCCAUGCUUCAUUUAGUCACAAAGGACUUUUUACUAACUUUUGAACCCCUUGUCUGAUUUGUGCCAUUUUUGAAUAUGUUGUUCCCCUGAAUGGAUUGAUUGUGAAUAUGUAAUUUUAUGUGAAUGUGAUGUAUGGUUUUAGAGUUAUGAAAGUUGGGUAGAAAGUAUGUUUUAACUGUAUGUGUAAUUGAGUUUCCUCUCAGGAUAAGGGGAGGGAAUAUGUAGGAUGUAACUGUGAUGUGAUUGGUUGUUUUAUACCUCCCUGUGGGCGGUCCUGUAUUUGCAAGACUGUAAUAAAACCAGGCUGGGUGUGCCAGCACCUCAGACCACUGCUUGACCCUCAACACGGAGCCUUGUCUCGUUCUUGGGGGGAUUCACUGUAUGCUGUUAGAGACUGAUUGCCAGGAGUGUAAGCUGUUCGUCUGCUUUUCCUGUUCGCCUACUAGCAGCUAUUCGUAUGGUUCCUGUUCGCUUAUUUGAAGUGCUACCUUAUUCCCUUGUAUGCCGUUCGGGAGUUUGGAGCAUUCACUUAUUGGCGGUUCGUGAGUUUUGGUGAUUAUUCAGUAGCUGUGCCUGUCUCUGAAAGGGGGAUUAUCGUCUAAACGGUUUUUACCCCUUUUGUGCAAAACGGUCCGUUACAAUUGGUGGCAAGCGGCGGGAUCGUUCCUACAGCCAGAAGGACAGCUACAGGAGACACCAUUCCGUGGAUUUUACAAUUUGAGGGCAACGCAUGUCUCAGUACAGCGACCCUGACAGCAACAGAAUGGAACCAGCAGUGUCAUACGAGGAGGAGGACCUGGAUGGCCGAGAUGCAUUAAGGAAAGGCAUCUGGUACCAGGCCCUGGAUAAUGUACAAUACCAGCGGGGCGAGAGUCUCCCCAGUGAAGAGCAGCGGUUGCAGAAGCAAGUGGCCCUGCGGAUGCCCUUCCUGGGAGAGCAGCCCCUGGAUGAAUGGGUGAAGGAAUUGGAGCACCGGUAUGGCAGGAGAUUUGGCUGGAAGAUGCCUACCAGGCGCUCUGGUGGUAUGGGGCACAGUACCUGCCCUGGACAGCCGAGCAUGACAAGCCAGAGGGAGAGGGGUUUGAUGGUCCUGGCUUGUUAUGGGAGGCUUUUUCAGAGCCUGAAUUUGGGAGCCCUACACAAGCCCGGUUCAGUGAUCUCUUGGAGUGGAGGGAGAGCAGGUAUGACUGGGACGACACCCACGACAUUGAGCAAGACCUGGCUCACCUAGCAACCCUGGAGUGGGAACUGGAGCAGGACUACCGAGAUCUCUUCCACUCCAUUGAGAAGAUUCAGCAGGACAGCAAGGUGACAGAUCCAGUUCCAGACCCAUUCAGCUGGCAAGACAUUGUUGAUAUUUUCUGGGAAGAACCCCAGGUGGCCGGUAGAGAUGGGACCAAGGUCUCUCCACCGGUCCUGCAGGGAAUUGGGAGCCCAGUCUCCAUUCCCCAGCGGCCGCGUGAUUUAUUGGGAAUUGGGAGCCCAGUCUCCAUUCCCCAGCGGCAGUGUAAAGUGCAGGGAGAGGAGAGCAGUAUCCUCCCUCCCCAGCUGCAGGCUGAGUUACAGGGGGCAGAGGUAGUUGUUCCUGCCCCCCAGCAGCAGAGUGAUAUGCCGGGAAGGCAGCGUAAAGUGCAGGGAGAGGAGAGCAGUAUCCUCCUCCCCAGCGGCAGGCUGAGUUACAGGGGGCAGAGGUAGUUGUUCCUGCCCCCCAGCAGCAGAGUGAUAUGCCGGGAAGGCAGUGUGAAGUGCAGGGAGAGGAGAGUAGUGUCCUCCCUCCCCAGCGGCAGGCUGAGUUACAGGGGGCAGAGGUAGUGUUCCUGCCCCCCAGCAGCCAAGUGAUAUGCCGGGAAGGCAGUGUGAAGUCCAGGGAGAGGAGAGCAGUGUCCUCCCUCCCCAGCGGCAGCGUGAUUUUUUGGGAAUUGGGAGCCCAGUCUCCAUUCCCCAGCGGCAGCACAGAUCAUUGGGAAUUGGGAGCCCCGUCUCCAUUCCCCAGCGGCAGAGUGUCCUACCGGGAAUAGAGAGCCCAGUCUCCUUUCCCAGCAGCAGGACUCUGUAUUGGGAGCAGAGACAGUCGGUCUCCCUCCCCCGCAGCUGGAAGUAUGUAUGGGAGAGGAGCUUGUUACCCCCUCUCCCCAGCGGCAGCUUAAUGUACCAGGGGGAGACAGUAAGCCCCACAACCGUGCAGAUGGGACCGUAGUCUCUACACUGCCAGCACAGGGGGUAGGGACGGUCGGUCCUGCCCCCCAGCGACAGGGCUGUUUAGCCAAAGGGGAGACAGUCGGUCUCCCCCUCCAGCAGCAGAGAUGGGUAACCAAAGGGGAGACGGUCGGUCUCCAGCAGCAGGACUGUGCAUCUAAAGGGGAGACAGUCAGUCUCCAGCAGCAGCAGCAGAGCGGUGUAUUUAAAGGGGAGACAGUCGGUCUCCCCCUCCAACAACCAGGCUUCCACCAGGCUACCCUCCCAGUAGCGCUGGCAACAGGGCAGAGUGCCGCUGGUCUCUGCCCACGCAGCAACCCACCAAGUCAGCGUACCCGUACCCAGCACAGCCGUGGUGAGGCACCUGGACAUGGACAAGCUUCUUCUCUACCCAGGUGUAGUAACCAUUUAUUGUGGGUGGGCUGUGCUGUUGAUUAUUUGUUGUGGGUGGGCUGCUGGACUAACAAGGGCACUGACCGGCAGGAGGUCAGAUACCCUGUUAGUCUGUUUGGAAAAGGGGAGAGAUGUGACGAGACCAAUCUCGCCACAUUGCAUUGGAGAAGCCUGGUUGCUCGCCUGCUGCCUUUGGACUAUGGCCCCCUUUUAAAAGACUUUAUUUUUGCCUGCAGAAAAGCU